This is a messenger RNA of Rhodotorula graminis WP1, 1325 nucleotides long. RefSeq lists its product as uncharacterized. Gene Ontology annotation, biological process: inositol phosphate biosynthetic process; phosphatidylinositol phosphate biosynthetic process. Bases 1 to 1113 code for a protein of 370 amino acids. The record is from RefSeq and is a predicted model, not a curated record. Lineage: Eukaryota; Fungi; Basidiomycota; Microbotryomycetes; Sporidiobolales; Sporidiobolaceae. The transcript is spliced from 3 exons. Gene Ontology annotation, molecular function: inositol hexakisphosphate kinase activity; inositol-1,4,5,6-tetrakisphosphate 3-kinase activity. Gene Ontology annotation, cellular component: nucleus; cytoplasm.
AUGGCCUUUGCCCACCAGGUCGGCGGCCACGCCAACACGAUCCUCGCCUCGCCCCUCAGCGCCAGCACCCUCAUCAAGCCCUCGUCCGCCCGCGAGCUCGCCUUCUACCAGCACCUCGCCCCGUCACUCGACCCACACCUCGUCGGCGAGUGGACCCCGGCCUUCUACGGCACCCUCAAGCUCGCCGGCAAAGUUCACCCCGAGGGCGGCGUCGCCCAGGUACCGCCCGCGACCGACGUCGAGCCAGAGAUGCUCGUCCUCGAGAACCUCACGUACCGCUUCGUGCGCCCCAACGUCCUCGACAUCAAGCUCGGCACCCAGCUCUUUGACGAGGACGCGUCGCCCGACAAGCAGGACCGCAUGCGCCGCGCCGCCCUCGCGAGCACGAGCGCCCGAGCCGGCGUGCGCCUCACGGGCUUCCAGGUGUGGGACCACGGGCAGCAGACGUAUGUCCAGACGGACAAGCCGUUUGGGCGGGCCUUGACCGUGGACGAGCUCCCGCUCGGCAUGGCCCGCUUCUUCUACCCGCCGCUGUCGGGCCCGUCGGCCGCCGAGCGAGCCGCCGCCGCCACCGCCACCACCUCCUCCUCCACAGCCUCCCUCAACCCCUCAACCUCAACCCCGACCGCACCCACACCACCACCACCCACGCCCCUCGCCCUCCCCCUCCCCCUCCCGCUCCAUCUCCUCCUCCCCGUCCUGCGCACCCUCGUCCGCCGCCUCGAUGACCUCGUCCACACCUGGUCGCGCCUCGCGCUCCGCAUGCGCGGCGGCUCGCUCCUCGUCGUCGUCGAGGGCGACCCGGACGCGCUCGAACGCGCGCUCGAGAGGGCCCAGGACGAGGCGGAUAAGACGGCGAAGGCGGCGAGGGCGCGGCGAGAGCGGGGCGUCUCGACGGCCACGAGCGGCGGCACGGCCGCGCCCCACACGCUCCAGGCGUUCGACGUGCGCGUCAUCGACUUUGCGCACACGCGCGCGCUCGUCGACGGCGAGGAGGGCCCCGACGAGGGUGUCCUCACGGGCCUGAGGACCGUGCGCGCACUCGUUGACGGGCUCGUCGAACGGCUCACGGAGCUGCAGAGGAGCGAGGAGGACGAGGCGAGAGAGAGGUAGAAAGACACGGUGCAACGUCUGUUGGUGUUUCAGUGCGAGGAGGAAGAGAGUGCUACAGGCAAAAGAGAGAGGGAGAGAACGACCAGCGUGCGCCGAGAAAGAGAAAGAGAGUGUCCGUGCGAAGCCCUGCUUGACCACCAUGUGCUCCUCACCUCGAGCGCCCGAGCGCGCCGUACUGCCCUCCCCGCCCCUGCUGCGCUGCCCCACCCGCA